GUACUUUUUGUACGGGUCGGAGAUCUCGCCGCGCUAACGAAACACGAGCUCAAAUAGAAGAAACAGGAAGGGGCUGAGCGUUUACUGGAUAAUAGAAAUCGCAGCUGUGCUCGCUAUUCAACCGUUAGCUCCGUUGAGAACAGUCCAACAGCUUCAAGUAGCUGGGACUUGUCAGUUUUUUGGGAGUGCAAUUCGUCCCAAACUAAAAGAUGAAUUCACUGGGCAGUUCUUCCAAGUGGCCAUCAUACGACUCGCUGCCCUCCACCUCGAGCUUCAUCCUGAGUGAGAGCGAGCAGACUGAGGAUGAAACAGACAUCUUCUCAGAGGGUGAGGGAGAUGGUGGAAUGAAAGGAUCCCUCUCAGCUGAUGAGGAAAUCUCAAUUUCGAGAGUUUACCUCGACUUCCCACACCAUGCAGAUCAGCUGCACUCAAAGUCUAAGCACGACCAGUCUGAAUUUUGCCCUGAUAAAGCUAAACAUCCUGACCCAGCCUCUUCUCCCGGAGCUGCCACACUCAGGUUAUCAUCGGCGACACCAGGGGACCUGGCCUUUGCUCAGAAAUGUGCUGAUUUACACAGGUUUAUCCAUCCAUUGCUUGAGCUUCUGCGUGGAUUAAAGACUGGGAGAUUUGAAAAAGGUUUAACCAGUUUCCAGCAGAGUGUUGCCAUAGACAGACUGCAGAGGAUUCUGGGAAUGCUGCAGAAACCUGAAAUGGGUGAAAAAUACCUUCAGAAUUUGAUGCAGAUAGAAAUACUGCUGAAAACAUGGUUCCCUAGGGAGGCAUUUAAGUCUACAGACACACCAAACCUGAGAAGCACUCCUAAACUUGCACCACACCGACGUGAAAAUCAGCUCCACAUGCCGGUUAAGAAGAGGAAACUGAGCUGGACAGACCCUGACGGUGCUGGCAGCGUCCCCACCAAGCUGAACUGCCACCAACAUGGAAAACAGCAGAGCUGCCGCGCUACGAAUUCACACAAGAUCAUUUCCACAUGUCUUCCUUUAUCACAUAACAUACAAAACACACCAGAGGAAGAAACAGCUGAACUAGCUGGUGCCAACUGUUCAUCUGGAGAUAAGUUUACAGACGGGGUUGGUUCUUUAGGCAGGUCCUCAUGUUUAUGCAGCAGGAGAGAAAAUGAGGAGCAGAAGCCUCUCGAGAUUUCUGUGCUCGCCUCGCGUGGCAGUCCAGUUACACAGGACUGCUCAGUGUCUUCGAGCAACGUCAUAACUACAAAUGACUCACCUUAACUGGUGGUAGCCGACCUUGCUCUCACAUGGAGGUGCUUCAGCGUGCCAGCCAGAGUAAAGGCAGUGGGCGGACUUGAUUACAUAAGCAUAAAGUUAGGCGUAGAGCCAGUCUGUGAUGGCUGCAAGGCACAACACAGCGGAGG
Melanotaenia boesemani (Boeseman's rainbowfish) is the source of this 1393-nucleotide messenger RNA. RefSeq names its product circadian associated repressor of transcription a (gene ciarta). The record is from RefSeq and is a predicted model, not a curated record. Gene Ontology annotation, cellular component: nucleus. Lineage: Eukaryota; Metazoa; Chordata; Actinopteri; Atheriniformes; Melanotaeniidae. Gene Ontology annotation, biological process: negative regulation of DNA-templated transcription; circadian regulation of gene expression. Bases 210 to 1250 code for a protein of 346 amino acids. The transcript is spliced from 6 exons. Gene Ontology annotation, molecular function: RNA polymerase II cis-regulatory region sequence-specific DNA binding.